Messenger RNA from Hepatospora eriocheir, 720 nucleotides. NCBI's taxonomy places the organism in Eukaryota, Fungi, Microsporidia, Hepatosporidae. The record is from the annotation of a GenBank genome assembly.
AUGAAAAGCUUAUUUUUUAUUGCAUUAUUAUACAGUACUAGUAAUCAUCCAAUAAAUAAUCGUGUAAAUGUAGAAGAGAAUAAUGUGAAUACUUUGACAGAUCCAUCUUUAUUUUUAAGAAAUUUUAUACAUAAUAUAAGAAUACAUGUACCUCAUACAAUACAUGAAUCAAAUUUAUAUAAGUUUCUUAAAACUGAGAAAAAAAUCAUACUACAUGCAAUUCGAAUAAUUAAAAAAGAAGAGAAUAGAAAUGGUUUUAUAUUCUUUAAUCAAUACGAAAAAUCACUUUUAGAAAAUUUGUUCUCUACUAACAUAAACUAUGAAAAAUUGCAAAAGUACAAUGUAUUUUUAAAUUACAUGUUUACUUUUCUAAAAAUUGUUUUUAGACUUAAAUACUUAUAUUAUUUAGGUUUUUAUACCAAAUUUGAUAGAGAAAAUAUUGUAAGAGAUGAAAUGUUAAAAUAUUUGGAUGAGACAUAUAAAAUUUGUCAUGCGCGUAAUUUUAUUAUUAAUUUAGAUUUGAUUAACACGAGAAAACUAAAAUUAGAUUUAUUUGAACUGCGAAAUAAUAAUACUAGAGUUCAACAAGAGGUUAUUAAUUUUAUUUAUCAUAAAUUAGAUUGUCAAUUUAUUUAUUUUAAUCAUAAUAAAAAUGAAUGUAUUCUUAGAGGUCUGAAUUACUUUAAAUGGAAUAUUAGGAAGUUUAUGAAUUUAAUUUGA